Ixodes scapularis (black-legged tick) is the source of this 3825-nucleotide messenger RNA. RefSeq lists its product as uncharacterized. NCBI's taxonomy places the organism in Eukaryota, Metazoa, Arthropoda, Arachnida, Ixodida, Ixodidae. The record is from RefSeq and is a predicted model, not a curated record. Gene Ontology annotation, molecular function: catalytic activity; nucleic acid binding.
AUGCGCCAACCUUCGACACCAGUUGCAAGCCGGGACGACACCCCCGACACCAGAUCCAGCAGCAACGUCCCCACCUGUCAAGCGCAAGAUGGCGACACGAUCCAAAUCACCUGCACCUGCGAGAGAGGGAGGCUCUUCGGCCCCCGUCCGUUCAACAGGAAAUCCACCAAGCCUUUGCCGAAGUGCUGCAGAACCGAACAUGGCUCGCCAGUCUCGCCUCACAACUCGACCGCCUCCGGGCGACACCACCUCACCCGCACGAGCACCGUGCGUAAAUCCAAAACCUACAUCGUCUGGCAGUGCAACUGUCGCGGUUACGGCAAGAAACGCGGAUACUUCCAACAACACAUAAAUGCACUCCCCGUCGAAGACCGACCGGACGUGAUUGCGCUGCAAGAGCCAAGGCGCCUAGCCAAGCUCUCGGGCUACGUGACGUUCGGGUGCGACAAAUCGGAGAAGACGCAAGUCAAGACACUGGUCAAGAGAAACGCUCCGGUAAUCCUCCAUGACACUGGCAUCUCGACCAUCGACCAUCUCCUGAUCGAGAUCAUCGCCCCCAAGAUUGCGGACACCCGCAGUCUUUUCGUGCUGAACAUCUAUAGCGGUCCUCGUUCCAAGCACAAGUUUGCCAAGCUAUUCCGCGCGGCGCUGGACAUCGCCCGGAAACAGCCUCUCCUCGUCGUGGGAGAUUUUAACGCACCACACCCGGCCUGGGGAUACGGGACGGAAAGCGUUAAGGGCAGGAAUCUCUGGACAGAUACCCACGAGUCCGGCCUCUCGCUGCUCACCGACCCGGACCAACCCACCCGGCGGGGGAACAUCCGACAAAACGACACCCCGCCGGACCUCGCCUUUACGAAGCACGUCAAGGAGGUAAUAUGGAGCAACACGGGAGAAGACCUUGGAAGCGACCACUUUGUUGUCCGCAUCGAUGCGACGGCUGGCCCGACUCAACGCAGGGGCAAACCUUGCACGGUCGUUGAGUGGGACAAGUUCCGCUCGCUUCUCGAGGAAGAGCACGUCGACGAAAUCCGGGACAUCGACCUCUGGUCAAACUGGAUCCGCACCACAGCUGACCACGCCACCAAGGUGAUUCCCGAAGACGAUGGUCUCGACGCGGCGGAUAGCCGCCUUCUCCACCUCUGGGAAGCCAAGACACAGCUCGAGACACGACUUCUCACACAGAAGAAGAACAGAUCGCUUCGCCGACGCAUCGCUCAGCUUAGCCGCACUAUCGAAGAGCACGCCGAGCUCGUCUGUCAACAGCAAUGGCAAGAUCUAUGUGACAGCUUCGACGGGCAGCCCAACGUGCCAAAAACGUGGAAUAUCAUUCGACACCUCCUCGACCCGGGAGGCAACAAGGCCGCGCAACAUAACCGUAUGUGCGAGAUCCUCCGAAGAAGCGGAAAUUCCGAAGAGGACCUCAUCGACUUGGUCCGCCAAAGAUAUUUGGGAGACACGCCGCCCCGCUCGCCCACCCUCUACGCGGGAAGCCCUAACGAGGUACUGGACGCCGAUUUCACAACCCUCAAAGUGACCGCUGGCAUCCGCGACCUCAAAACGAAGUUCGCUCCCGGUCCCGACGAAGUCACAAACAAGAUGCUCCGACACCUUCAACACGACAUGGUCGACAAGCUCACGGCUUACUUCAACAGGUGCUGGCACGACGGAAAGAUUCCUCCGGCCUGGAAGACGGCGAGGGUGGUGAUGAUUCCCAAGCCCGGAAAGAAGUCUUCCAUCGACGCGCGGCGUCCCAUCUCGCUCACCUCGUGUGUCGGGAAACUCAUGGAGCAUGUCGUACUGAACCGACUAAACAGGUUCAUGGAAGAUCGAGCUCUCUACCCGCACAUGAUGGUGGGCUUCAGACCACACCUCUCGACGCAAGAUGUCAUGUUGCGUCUCAAACACCAGAUCAUAGACGGAGAGGGCUGCUCUAGGCUGGACACGCGGGCCGUGCUCGGCCUGGACCUUACCAAAGCCUUCGACAACAUCAAGCACAACGCGGUCCUGGCUGGCCUGGAGCAGCUGGGGGUUGGAGCCCGGACGUAUGCCUACAUCCAAGACUUUCUCACGAACCGCACAGCCCGAAUCUCGAUCGGCGGUGCCACCUCUGAAGAGAUUCCCAUGGGCGUCAGGGGCACCCCCCAGGGCUCUGUCCUGUCUCCUUUCCUAUUUAAUACGGCCAUGCUGGGCCUCCCGGAGCGCCUGGAAGCCAUCGGCGGCCUUCAGCACAGCAUCUACGCGGACGACAUUACGCUGUGGGUGGCUGGCGGCAGCGAUGGCCAAAUCCAGGACACGCUUCAAGCGGCGAUCGACGCGGUCGAAGACUACGUGACGCCUCGAGGCCUCGUCUGCUCGCCCCAGAAGUCAGAGCUCCUCCUCCUCAAACCGGUUCGAGCUAAACAGCUCCCUUCAGACAUCGAGCUGUACUCGCGGGGAGUCCGAAUUCCGGCGGUUAAGAGCAUCCGGGUUCUCGGGCUUCGCAUCCAAGCGGACGGCAACAAUUACGAGACGAUCAACUCGCUCAAGGCUACGACCUCCCAGAUCACACGACUCAUCUCGCGGAUCUCCGGCCGUAGAUUUGGCAUGAGAGAACGUAACCUGGUCCGACUGGUACGUGCCUUCGUCGUCAGCAAGAUGGCAUACGUCCUCCCGUUCCUUCGUCUCGCGGUAGCAGAGAAGACCAAGCUCGACUGUCUUAUUCGCAAGUCGUACAAGAGGGCGUUGGGUCUAGCCGACUCCACUUCGAACGACCGUUUCGCGGCCCUCGGCAUCCACAACACGGUGGACGAGAUCGUGGAAGCUCAACGCCCAUCUCAAAUGGAACGUCUCACGAGAAGUGCGACAGGUCGCCAUAUCCUCCGCAGCCUAGGCAUUCGCUACGACAAUCAGACUGGGCCCAAGUGCGCCGUUCCCACGCAGGUCCGGACCGCGCUCCUCAUCCAACCCAUCCCGAGGCACAUGCACCCGAUACACCACGAGGGUCGCAGGAGUGCGCGUGUUCGGGCUCUACACUCCCUCCUCAGCAAGGAACGUGACGUCUACUACGGAGAUGCAGCCGACUACGGCACCGGCAAGAUGGUCUCUGCUGUAACCGAUGCCGGGGGGUCCCUCGUCUCGAGCUGCAGCAUUGACACUACGGAUCCGGGAACGGCAGAAGAGGUGGCCAUCGCCCUCGCUCUCCACACGUACAAGGCGCGCUUUGUUGUGAGCGAUUCACAACGGGCCAUCCGACAGUUUGCCAAGGGUCGUGUAUCGCCACAAGCAGUCAAAAUUCUGCGCGGGUUCGCCCCCGCGACGUCUCCCAUCAAGCUGAUCUGGACCCCAGCUCACUCGUCUCUUCCCGGUAACGAGAAGGCUCACAGCGCAGCCCGAGGAUUGAUUGGCCGGGCGGGCGUAAGGCUGGACCCCUCCACCACGUCGUUGGCGGGGAGACACGGGCUGGUCACAUUCCGGGACGUCCUCAACUACUACGCGGGCGAUCGCGCUCGCUACCCGCCGGCGCACGCCGCGCUGGACAAGGCAUCGACGGUGGCCUGGCGACGCUUGCAGACGAACUCCUACCCGAACCCUUCCACGCUCCACAAGCGGUACCCGGACCGCUACUCCCCCAAGUGCAAGCUCUGUGGAGCGAAGGCGAACCUGCGGCACAUGCUGUGGGAGUGCGCACGACUCGAUCAAUCGAAGUAUCCCAAGAUCUCCGCAGUCACCAGUCAAGACGACUGGGACGCUUUCCUCAAGGCCUCAUCACAGGAGUUCCAAGAAGCCGUUGUCCGUUGGGCCGAGGACGCCGCCAAGAUCCAGGGGAUCCAAACCGCCGUCUGA